AUGAUAUUUUUAUCUUGGCUUAGAAAAAGAAGUGGUUGGAAAGAAAUUGUUCGUCCAGGGGUGACUCGGUUUGCUACCAUCUUUAUCACAUUGAAAAGUAUUUCUGAUCAUAAGUCUGAUUUGCAAGCUCUAGUUGUUAAUCAACACUUUAUUGGUAAUAAGUUAUCAACGGGUACAGCUGGGAAACGUGUUAGUGAAAUCAUUUUAGAUAAUAAAUUUUGGAGGGAUUGUGAGGUGGUGUCAAAUAUUGCAGCUCCCAUUAUCCGACUACUUAGAAUUGUAGAUGGGGAUGAAAAACCCUCGAUGGGCUAUGUUUAUGAUGGCAUACAAAGGGCAAAGAACGCAAUCAAGCGGAUGUUCAGGGAUAAGAGUGAAUUGUAUAAGCCGUACACAGAUAUUAUUUCAGCUCGAUGGGAUAAACACCUGAAGCGUACUCUUCAUGCAGCAGCUUACUUUCUAAAUCCUGGAUUCUUUUAUGAUCCAAGUUUUGUUGAAAAUGAUAGAGUUGUGCAGUCACUUGUUGAUUUGUUGGAGGUGAAAAGUCUAUGUGCUAGCUUACCCAAAGCCCUUCUAGAGAUGAAUGUCUAUCGUGAGCGGAAAGAUUCAUUUAGUCGAGCAAGUGCUUUGCAAGCGGCAAGCCAAAUUCAACCCGCUCAAUGGUGGUCAAUAUAUGGGAGUAGUGCUCCAUUGUUACAAAAGAUAGCAAUUCGUAUUCUUAGUCAAACAUCAUCAUCUUCAGGGUGUAAAAGAAAUUGGAGUCUCUUUGAACGCAUCCAUACCAAAAAACGAAAUAGACUUGAACAUCAAAGGCUAAGUGAUCAUGUUUAUAUUACUUAUAACUUGCGUUUGAAGAAAAGGAGUGAAUUGAAGAAGAGAACUUAUGAUCCUGUUGAUUAUGAAUGCAUCAAUAAUGUUGACUUUUGGGUAGUUGAGGAAGAAGCACCUCCUGAGUUUGAUGAUAAUGAGGCUGAGCUUGUGAAUAACAUUUAUGAAGAUGAUGCAAGAGAUGUUGCAGGUGGUGAAGAAGUUGACAUUUCAGAGGAGCCACUGAUGGAGUCAGUUGAUUUUCAAAUUGGGGCAAAUGUUGAAUCAUCGUCGUUUGAUGGAAUAGAGUUCAAUCUUAAUGAUGUUAAUGAUUUUUGA
This is a messenger RNA of Lotus japonicus, 1143 nucleotides long. RefSeq lists its product as uncharacterized. NCBI's taxonomy places the organism in Eukaryota, Viridiplantae, Streptophyta, Magnoliopsida, Fabales, Fabaceae. Gene Ontology annotation, molecular function: protein dimerization activity. The record is from RefSeq and is a predicted model, not a curated record. The transcript has 4 exons. The coding region runs from base 1 to 1143 and encodes 380 amino acids.